CUUACAAAUCCCCAGAACCAGCAGCAGCGGCGGUAGCUCAGGUCAGUUAGUUCAGUCAGCAGUCAUCCGCGCAUCUAUCUAUAUUCCCUUUUCUUAAAUUAGCCACUUUAAGCUUCGCGAUACCGCCCCCAAUUUCAGCGUCGGUACGGAGCCGCCAGGCCGGGACAGAGACGGAGAGAGAGGCCUCGGCCAUGGAAGCGCUCGGACCCGGCCCGCCCGCCCCUCCCUCUCUGUUUCAGCCUCCGCGGCGUCCCGGCCUCGGCACGGUGGGGAAACCCAUCCGGCUCCUGGCUAACCACUUCCAGGUGCAGAUUCCCAAGAUUGAUGUCUAUCACUAUGAUAUCGACAUCAAGCCUGAGAAACGGCCUCGGAGGGUCAACAGGGAAGUGGUUGACACCAUGGUGCGGCACUUCAAGAUGCAAAUCUUCGGAGACCGACAGCCUGGCUACGACGGGAAGAGGAACAUGUACACAGCACAUCCACUGCCAAUUGGGAGAGACAGGGUGGAUCUGGAGGUGACCCUGCCGGGCGAGGGGAAAGAUCAGACGUUCAAGGUGUCUUUGCAGUGGGUGUCCGUGGUCAGUCUUCAGAUGCUGCUGGAAGCCCUGUCAGGUCACCUUAACGAGGUUCCCGAAGAUUCGGUUCAGGCUUUGGAUGUCAUCACACGGCAUCUGCCCUCCAUGAGGUAUACUCCUGUGGGACGUUCGUUUUUCUCCCCUCCAGAGGGCUAUUAUCAUCCUCUAGGUGGAGGCAGGGAGGUGUGGUUUGGUUUCCAUCAGUCUGUUCGCCCUGCAAUGUGGAACAUGAUGCUCAACAUCGAUGUGUCAGCCACAGCUUUCUACCGCGCUCAGCCUGUGAUCGAGUUCAUGUGCGAAGUGCUCGAUAUUCAGAACAUCAACGAACAGACCAAACCACUGACGGACUCGCAGCGUGUCAAAUUCACCAAGGAAAUAAGAGGUUUGAAAGUUGAGGUCACCCACUGUGGUCAAAUGAAGAGGAAGUACCGUGUGUGCAAUGUGACACGCCGACCUGCCAGCCACCAAACGUUCCCCUUACAGCUCGAGAACGGCCAAGCCAUGGAGUGCACAGUAGCUCAGUAUUUCAAGCAGAAGUACAAUCUGCAGCUCAAAUAUCCACAUUUACCCUGCCUGCAAGUAGGACAGGAACAGAAGCACACCUACCUUCCCCUGGAGGUCUGUAACAUCGUAGCAGGCCAGCGCUGUAUCAAGAAACUGACUGACAACCAGACAUCCACCAUGAUCAAAGCUACAGCUCGCUCAGCCCCUGACAGACAGGAAGAGAUCAGCAGACUGGUCAAAAGUAACAGCAUGGUCGGGGGUCCGGACCCUUACCUGAAGGAGUUUGGCAUUGUUGUGCACAAUGACAUGACAGAAGUUACGGGGCGUGUCCUCCCAGCGCCCAUGCUGCAGUAUGGGGGCCGGGUGAGUACAGACACAGGGCGGGACUGUGGCAGGGGACUCUCUCCGCAGAACAAAACCGUGGCCACGCCCAACCAGGGCGUGUGGGACAUGCGAGGGAAGCAGUUCUACGCAGGCAUCGAGAUCAAGGUCUGGGCUGUGGCCUGCUUCGCCCCACAGAAACAGUGUCGAGAGGACCUGCUCAAGAGCUUCACUGACCAGCUGCGAAAGAUCUCAAAGGAUGCUGGGAUGCCCAUUCAAGGGCAGCCAUGUUUCUGUAAAUACGCCCAAGGAGCUGACAGUGUGGAGCCCAUGUUCAAACACCUCAAGAUGUCUUAUGUAGGUCUGCAGCUGAUCGUGGUUAUCCUGCCUGGCAAAACACCAGUCUAUGCUGAAGUAAAGCGGGUGGGCGACACCCUCCUGGGCAUGGCAACCCAGUGUGUGCAAGUGAAGAACGUAGUGAAGACGUCCCCUCAGACCCUCUCCAACCUGUGCCUCAAGAUCAACGCCAAGCUGGGAGGAAUCAACAACGUCCUGGUGCCUCAUCAGAGGCCCUCUGUGUUCCAGCAGCCUGUCAUCUUCCUGGGUGCGGAUGUCACACAUCCUCCAGCAGGUGAUGGGAAAAAGCCGUCCAUCGCGGCGGUGGUGGGCAGCAUGGACGGCCACCCCAGCCGAUACUGUGCCACAGUGCGAGUCCAGACGUCUAGACAAGACAUGUCCCAGUGCCCCUCCCCUCCGCCUGUCCAGGAGCAGCUCUUCAGUCAGGAGGUAAUCCAAGACUUAACCAAUAUGGUGCGUGAACUGCUCAUCCAGUUCUACAAGUCCACGCGCUUCAAGCCCACGCGAAUCAUUUAUUAUCGUGGUGGUGUGUCUGAGGGACAAAUGAAACAGGUGGCAUGGCCGGAGCUGAUAGCAAUCAGGAAGGCCUGUAUCAGUCUGGAGGAGGAUUACAGGCCGGGCAUUACCUAUAUUGUGGUUCAGAAACGUCACCACACUCGUCUGUUCUGCUCCGACAAAGCUGAGAGGGUUGGGAAGAGCGGUAAUGUCCCAGCAGGCACCACGGUGGACAGCACCAUCACACACCCGUCCGAGUUCGACUUCUACUUGUGCAGCCAUGCUGGGAUUCAGGGAACCAGUCGUCCCUCCCACUACCACGUCCUGUGGGAUGACAACUGUUUCACUGCUGACGAACUGCAGCUCCUCACCUACCAGCUGUGCCACACCUACGUCCGCUGCACGCGCUCCGUCUCCAUCCCAGCACCAGCCUACUACGCCAGGCUAGUGGCUUUCCGAGCCCGCUACCACCUGGUGGACAAAGACCAUGACAGUGCUGAAGGAAGCCACGUGUCGGGCCAGAGUAAUGGCCGGGACCCCCAGGCGUUGGCCAAGGCAGUUCAGAUCCACUAUGAUACCCAGCACACCAUGUACUUCGCCUGAGCUAGCGAGCACGUCAGCCAGUCCACCCGCGGAUUCCCUUUCUUUCUGUCUUUUUAUCUCUUAUUUGCCAGUCUCUCUCUCUCUCUCUCUCUCUCUCUCUCUCUCUUCUUCUUCUUCUCCUUCUCCUUCUCCCACAUCUCUCUCUCUUUGUAGUCUGUCUCUUCCUCUUCACACUCACUCUACAUUUUCUGAAUCUGCACCAAAGCGGCUCUCGGACAGGGGGAAUCUGCUGUGUCUCAAUGUCCAGCAGGUUUUUAUUUCAAGGAACAAUCUCCAACCAGCGUUCCCAAUCGAGCCGCCUCUCAAACCAGCAAUCCAGCACUGCGAACCCUGAGGGUUUCCAAUGCACAAAAGGAAAAGAAAAAAAAAAAAAAACACGAAAAAACAAAAACAAACCAUACACACACAUUCUACAAGUUGAGCCAUUAUUUUGCGUUUGUUUUUGUUUUUUCUAUUUGAAUGUCUGCACUCUUGUGUUUGUAAGAUACACUGAGCAAGGGAGUGGACUGGCACUAUCUGUGUCAGCACAGCUCUUUAGCUCUCCCAGCUAAGCAGGACUCUUAUCUACUUUUACCUCAAAGCCCCUUUGGGCAAAAUCUGUCACAAGGUCUUGGGUUUAUUGGGUGGUUGGGAGGGAACUCUACAUGAAAAGAGAUGGAGGGGGAGUCGACCUUUUGAGAAUGAUAUAUAUAUUUUUUUCCUUUUUAUGAGCGUGUGUUUUAACUUUUUCUCCUUUACGGUCUUUAACAAGCGAGGUGACCUGGGUGUCCAUGCCCAUUACUAUUUUCCUCCCAUCUUAGCGACGAAUACGCAAGUCUGUCUGUGUGUGAGUGUGUCUGUGUGUGCAUCUCUGUAUAUACAUGUACUGCUGUAUGAGAGUGUGUUUGUGUGUGAAUGUGUGUAUCAUGGCAGGCCACUGAAUUGUAAAGGGAAAUCAUGGAGAUAACUGCUGUAAAUGACUCAGAUUUGUUGUUUUUAUAUUCACACAUACAGUACAUAUAAGCAUAUAUUUACAUCUAUAGAGCAACUUUGAGACAUAUGACUUAAACAAGCCUCAUCGAGGCUGGUGUGGGUAUUUGUAGCAGCCCUGGGUCACUUGUUAGUUGAAGUGCUUUGAGUUGCAUUUUCACCACGCGUGUUAGCGUUCUGCUAGUGCAUGAUGGGUGGGAUUUGCACCUUGUGGAGCCAGCUCCUCCUUUUGUGCUGCUAAACAUCACUGAAUCCCAAGAAAGGUAACUUAUUCCAUUUCAAGUAGCAAGUGAAGUCAGGUCUGACUGUAGCAGUGGUAACCGUGGUCUGGCCUGUGACUGGCUCAGCAUUGGGACCUGUUGAAUGGCUGAAGGCAUUAAACGCAGAGUAUGGUCUUUAUCAGCCUUGCUGUCUGUGUGAAGAGCAGGAUCUUAUUUUUCUUUGGACCUGAUUAUCUGAAAGAUUAUAUGAUGACACUGCUGGACGUUGCUUUUUUUUUCUUUUUUUCUUUUUUUUUCGUAGAAUUAGUAUCAAGGGCCGGAAACCAACAUAGUUUUUGAGGUCUCCUUUGCUAAUAUUGGCCAAUUCAUUGCACUGACCCGGGACGCUAGGCAAGCAACAGAGGGCACUCUCAAUCUCUCUUUACCUUUAUGCAUUUAUACAUACGAAUCAACAAAGCAGAUUUGUAAAAGUUUAAUAUAAGAUGUUUUGUGGUUAUCUUAAAAAAAAAAACAACUCUUGUUUAGAAUUAGUAGUUUACCAUUGAUGUUGUUGUUGUUGUUAUUGUUGUUGUCAAUGUUGUUACUAUUGUGAUGAAAUUUUAUGGUCGGCAGCAAAGCCAGUUAUAUAGUUACUAGUGCGACUUCAGGAAUAGACUUCAGUUGUUGAGCUGCAGGUUAGAGGAUAGAGCUUUGGGUUGGAAAAUUCUUUUGUAGCAUUCUGGCUAACGGUGAGAAGAAGUAGGCCCCAGGAUGGAUGAAUUCAUGCUUCCUCUGUAGGUUCUGAUGUGAGUAAAAGUUAGCGGCAGAUUUGAGGUAUUGUGUAGCACUCCGACUGGUUAAAAACAGAUCUGCCGCUGCAAACAUCGCUCAGCUGGUGUUGGUUGGUUUUGAUGGGACAGAUGGAGACAAUCAGGGAAUGUAAUCAGAAUGAACAUAGGCUGAGGGAUUUGUUUAAAAACCGGUUUGCGAUAGGCAAUGAGUUGAAUUUUUAGACUUUUUAAAAAUGGUUUCUAUUACUCUGUGUGUAUUUGAAGUAUACCCAAUUUAAAGUCUCUGCUAUUUGACGGUGUUUGUUUCAUAUUUUUAUGCAUUUUUAACACUGGAUUAAAUGAAUUGACAAUAAGCAUAAGCACUGCCCUUGGACCCCCCGUACAAACACUUGGCAGACUGGUACCAUGGGAACUAUAAUGACAUCAGUGGUGUGCCCGUGGUGACAGUUUCUCAUGUGGUG
Epinephelus fuscoguttatus (brown-marbled grouper) is the source of this 5276-nucleotide messenger RNA. RefSeq names its product argonaute RISC component 4 (gene ago4). Gene Ontology annotation, molecular function: RNA binding; protein binding. Lineage: Eukaryota; Metazoa; Chordata; Actinopteri; Perciformes; Serranidae. The record is from RefSeq and is a predicted model, not a curated record. The transcript has 19 exons. The coding region runs from base 192 to 2855 and encodes 887 amino acids.